This is a messenger RNA of Aspergillus luchuensis, 1890 nucleotides long. Its product is annotated as putative alpha-L-rhamnosidase C. The transcript has 2 exons. The coding region runs from base 1 to 1890 and encodes 629 amino acids. Gene Ontology annotation, biological process: carbohydrate metabolic process. Lineage: Eukaryota; Fungi; Ascomycota; Eurotiomycetes; Eurotiales; Aspergillaceae. The record is from RefSeq and is a predicted model, not a curated record.
AUGUCCGGGGACACCUCUGGGUUUGAAAUGACCUAUAGCGAAACAUAUGCAUUACUGGGAUCAGCCAUGGCUGACGGUCCUCUGUCCUUUGAUGCGACGAUGGACACGUACCGCGUGAAUCGACACAACAUCACAGAAGAAAGAACCUACACGAACAGGCUCAUCCAGGGCGGACUGCGAUACCAGAAGUUGAACCUGUCCAGUGCGGGAGAGAUGCAUUUAUCCCUAGUUGGAUUCAAGCCGACUGUCUCUAAUAUCCCUUUGGCAGAUCUUCCGGGCUCGUUCAACUGUUCUGAUGACGUGCUGACUCGGAUUUGGCAUGCGGGAGCUCGGACAACGCAGCUUACUGAGUUCCCAGCUAACAGCAUCCCAGACUUCUGGGUUCUUACUGAUGAAGGAGCCUUGAUAGACAGUCUUGCUCCGCAACCCUACUAUACCAUCUGGUCUCCUUCGCUGAUGACUUACGAUCUGGAGUUCUCGGUAAAGCCGAUUUCCAAGGGCUUCAGCUUCAAUGUACUCAGUGAUACUUUGUCCAACGGGAUCUACAUCUUUGUCGAUAUUACCAAUGCUUCAAUCUCUGCGCAUGCUGGAUCUACUGAGCUGGACCCUAUCAUUGCCUCAGGUCACCUUUCCUCUUCGAUCAGUCUGAACGAGUGGCACAAGGUUCAAAGCAACGUGAAUAUGUCCCAAAUAUCUGUUCAAAUCGAUAACAUCACUGUGCUGGAUUUCUCCCAAACGGCAUCUUUUUAUGGCUCCUUCGGUGUGGGCGCGUCUUUCGGACAUUCUGCCAUUUUCACCAACCUGUCAUUGUUAGUCGGGGGAGAGCAAAAGUAUUUCUCAACCUUGAAGGAUGAGUCGGCGCUAUCAGACUUCCUUGUCGGGACCAACCCUUUACCUGUCAGCGUCGACGGCUCUCGACGCGAUCGUCUUGCCUACGCCGGCGACCUAGACAUGGCCAGCAGUACAUCUUUCGCCAGCACCAAUGGUAUCGAUUACAUCAACGGUUCUAUUGAGCUGCUCGGUUCCUACCAAAUGACUCCCGGCUUUUUUGUUCCGAAUGCAAAAGUUCAACAGCCCCCUCGAAGCACGGAUGUUGAGGCAAAUAUAACCGGUUUGAUUGGAUAUUCGUUCAAUCUAGUGAGUGCAAUGGCCAAGUUCUACGAGCAGACCGGUGAUGAAGUGUUUCUGCAUCGCUGGGCCCCGAAAGUGAUGCGCAUGCUUGAUUGGGCGCAUUCACAGACGCUACCAAAUAACUUGCUCAACAUCACCGAUCCCGCCAUGGGUGGGGGAUGGGACAUCUAUGAUCCCGCGUCGUCUGGGAUUGUCUCCCAAUUCAACAUAUUAUACGCUUAUUCGCUGAACAAAUGGAUCCCGUAUCUGGAGCAGGCCAACAUCAAUGCCACUGUCUAUCAAAGGCGGCUGGAAAACUUACAAAGAUCAAUCAACUACCAUUUGUGGAGCGACAAACUCCAGGCCUAUUAUCACUCUGACACAUACCAAAACUUCUUCUCGCAGGAAGCCAACGCCUUGGCCAUCCUGAGUGACACUACGGAACUAAAUGGAAACCGUACUAAUACAGUACUUUCCACCAUGGCGCAGCAAUUAUAUAUUCCCAAAGGUGCUCUCUCCUUCUCCAACGCCAGCAUGGCCAGCGGAUUCGCCCAGAAAAUUAGCCCCUAUGCUUCCGGCUACCACCUAAAGGCAGCAUUCCACGCGAACGAUGGCGUUAAUGCCAAAAAGCUUCUCCACAGUGUCUGGGGCCCGAUCAGUGACCCGAAAAAAUGCCAACUACACUGGCUGUAUGUGGGAGGUCAUAAACCCCGACGGUACUCCCGGCAUCUGGUCUGGAACCUCGCUGUGUCAUGCCUGGAGUGCAGGGCCCACUGCUGA